AUGUCACUGCAGCAGCAGAUGAGUGAUCUGAGGAUUGUUCUUCUGGGGAAAAGCAUGUCAGAUAACAGACAUGUGGCAAACUUCAUUUUAGAGAGAGAUGGGCCUGAGAGUAAAACAUCAGUUACUAUGAAGCUCCAGCAGUGCAGUCAGAGAAUUGAAGGAAGACUGAAUCACAGAUAUGUGAUGCUCAUCAACAGUCCUCAGCUGCUUCAGCCUAAUCUGUCUCUUCAUCAGAUCACACAGACAGUCAGAGAGUGUGUGAGUCUGUCUGAUCCAGGACCUCAUGUCUUCAUCAUCGUACUGCAUCUUAAAGACUUCACCGAUGAGGACAGAUACAGAGUAAAAGGUGUCCUGAAGGAGUUCAGUGAAGAGGCCAUCAAACGCACCAUAGUGCUCACGACUGAUGACAAGACACAUGGAUCAGUGUUUAGUUAUUUCUCCAAAAAUACUGCAGUGAAUCUGUUAAUAGCGGAGUGUGGAGGAGGACAUCUGCAACUGAAUGAAAAAAAAACAGGAUGGCGUUCUGACAUACUGAAAAGGGUUGAGGAGAUUCUGAAGGGAAAAAAGGAAACAUAUCUCACUUGUACAAUAUAUGAAGAUGUCAAACGAACAUCAGAGGAUAAAGAGGAGAAGAAAUCUGAGGAAGAAAAUUAUGAAAGUUCCUAUGAAAAAGAUCUCAAAGAGAUAAGUCAUGAAGAGUCAACACAUGCAUCUGGACAACAGAAGCUGAAUCUGGUUCUGUGUGGAAGUAAUGCUACACAUACAGUCUCAGUGUCGAAGCUUCUCUGUCAUUCCAGUCAGACAGACGGCACUGAAGAGUGUGUGAAGAAACAGAAGAGUCAUGGUCGUCAGAUCAGUCUUGUGAAUCUUCCAGCUCUCAGUCGUCUCUCAGAGGAGGAAGUGAUGCAUCACACUCUCCGCUGUGUGUCUCUCAGUGAUCCUGGAGUUCAUGCUUUCCUCAUUAUUGUUCCUGUUGGUCCACUGACUGUUGAAGAUAAAGCAGAGAUAGAGAAGAUCCUGAAGAUAUUUGACUCUAGAGAUCACGUCAUUCUGCUCUUCACAAAAAAGCCCACUGAUGAUGGAAUUGCUACUGAUCUUGUGGACAUCUACCCAGAUUGUCAGGAGUUGAUCAGUCUUUGUGGAAGUCAGUACAGAGUGAUUGGGUUAAAGGAACAUGAAGAGUCAAGACAGAUCCCAGAACUGCUGGAGUAUAUAGAGAAGAUGGAGACUGAACCAUAUUCACCUCAGAUAUGUGUGGAAGCCCAAGAGAACAGAGUCAGACGAGAACUGGAGGAAAAACAUAAGAAAGAAAUCGAACAACUGGAGAGUAAAAUCAAAGAGUUGGAAAGCAAGAUUCCGUCAGAAGGUGGGGUGUUUUUAUUGUGCAGCUAUGAAAUAACAUAGUAGGCAAA
Molecule: messenger RNA, 1412 nt
Organism: Danio rerio (zebrafish)
Lineage: Eukaryota; Metazoa; Chordata; Actinopteri; Cypriniformes; Danionidae
Source: RefSeq, a predicted model, not a curated record